Molecule: messenger RNA, 1054 nt
Organism: Pistacia vera
Lineage: Eukaryota; Viridiplantae; Streptophyta; Magnoliopsida; Sapindales; Anacardiaceae
Product: protein PYRICULARIA ORYZAE RESISTANCE 21-like
Exons: 3
Coding region: 100-858 (252 amino acids)
Molecular function (GO): metal ion binding
Source: RefSeq, a predicted model, not a curated record
UAAUCAAUCAAACUCGACUCAAUAAUAUUCUGAGAACGAGGUUCAGACUCAGAUCUGAGCAACCCUACCAGCCGCCAUGGGGAGAAGAAAGUCACGAGAAUGGUGUUGAAGGUUGACCUUCAGUGUGAGAAGUGCUACAGGAAAGUGAAGAAAGUGCUGUGUAAAUUCCCUCAAAUACAAGACCAGGUGUAUGACGAGAAGCAGAACACAGUGACGAUCAAAGUGGUGUGCUGUAGUCCUGAGAAGAUCAAGCAAAAGAUUUGCUUCAAAGGUGGCGAUUCCAUCAAGAGUGUUGAAAUUAUACCUCCACCCAAGCCUAAAGAACCUGAAAAGCCUAAAGAGAAACCGGCAGCGCCAGCACCAGCGCCAGCGCCAGCGCCAGCACCUGCACCAGCGCCAGCGCCAGCACCAGCAGCAGCGCCAGCAUCAGCGCCAGCGCCAGCGCCAGCACCAGCGCCACCAGAGCCGCCAAAACAGAAACCAAUCGAACCAAUACAGGCAACACCCAUACCCACGACCACGACCGAGCCACGACCAGCACCAGCGACACCUGAGCCGCCAAAACAAGACAAGCCGAAGGUUACUUUUGUGGACCCACCGCCAAACCCGGCACCGUACUUCCCACCACCGGCUUAUCAGAACCCGGGUGCAACGUGUUGCAGGGAAUGCUACGAGGGGCAUGGAGGAGGGCCAUGUUACCAACUAGAUUACUAUGGACCGCCAAGAUGUUAUUGCGGAUAUAACGGGAAGUCGGUGGAUGAUAGCUGGGGUGACGGUGGCAGUGGCGAUUGUUACAGAGUUAAUAGAUGUGAUUACUUAAGCGAAGAGAAUUCUAAUGCAGUUUGCAGAAUCAUGUAAAAGUAAUGGUGGUGCACUUCAUGCAUGAGAAGCCAGGUGGUUUCACUAUAGUUACGUUGUUUGUUGACAUUUGGGUAGUUUCUGUUUUGGUUUUUGUUAGAGAGAGUGUUGUCAGUUAGGUAGUAGUGUCGUAUCCAUACUCCUUUAUGUAUAUAAUUAAGUAAUUCUUGAUGAAUGGCUGCCUCCACUUUAUGUA